Molecule: messenger RNA, 1173 nt
Organism: Ostreobium quekettii
Lineage: Eukaryota; Viridiplantae; Chlorophyta; Ulvophyceae; Bryopsidales; Ostreobiaceae
Source: the annotation of a GenBank genome assembly
AUGCUGCAUUUUGCCAGGGUUCGGCAUUUUCUAACGCCUUCGGUCCUUGUCAGACCAGGGCAUGUGUAUCCUGCGGGUCUGGGGCCAAGGGGUUGCCUUCGGACAUCUCAUGAACGUGUCCUGUGCAGCACCUUGUCAGAGAUGGUUAUAACCCAACCAGAUGACUGGCACCUCCACGUCCGAGAUGGGCCCCAGCUUCAGUCUGUGGUGCCAUUUUCAGCACAACAUUUUGGACGGGCCGUCAUCAUGCCGAACCUGGUUCCGCCGAUAACAACAACCGAAGCUUGCAUGGCCUACAAGGAGCGCAUUAUAUCUGCGAUUCCCGCAGGUUGCACUUUCACACCCCUGAUGACACUGUACCUCACUGAUGAUACACCAGAAGAAGAAGUGUGGAGGGCUAAGGCAGCAGGAAUAGUGGCUUUCAAGCUCUACCCUGCAGGUGCUACAACGAACUCUUCUUCUGGGGUGACGGACAUCAAGAACGUCCUUCCUGUCCUAAGGGCAAUAGCAGAGGCAGACAUGCUGCUACUGGUGCAUGGUGAAGUCACGGACCCAUCAGUGGAUAUCUUUGAUCGGGAAAAGGAGUUCAUCCAACAAGUCAUGAUUCCUGCAAUGGAUGCCGUGCCAGAUCUGAGGGUCGUAAUGGAACACAUCACAACCAAGGAUGCUGUUGACUUUGUGAGGAGCAGUCCUGAAGGCUUGGCUGCCACCAUCACACCACAGCACCUAACCUUAAACAGGAACUCCCUCUUUGUGGGAGGUCUGAGACCCCACCACUAUUGCCUACCUGUCUUGAAAAGAGAGUUGCACAGACGUGCUGUUUGUGAAGCGGCAACCAGUGGCAGCACCAAGUUCUUUCUGGGAACUGACAGUGCCCCACACCCCAGACAUGCUAAGGAGAGUUCCUGUGGGUGUGCUGGAAUCUUCAGUGCACCUGUGGCUCUCUCCGUAUAUGCUGAUGCCUUUGAGAAGGCUGGUGCCCUAGAUCAGCUGGAAGCAUUUGCCAGCAUCAAUGGGCCCGAGUUUUAUGGGUUGCCACGAAACAGAGGCAGCAUCAGCCUUGUCCAGGAGCCGUGGAACCCUCCCGACUCCUACCAAUUUGGGGACGACGUGGUUGUGCCUUUUUGUGCCCAGGAAACGUUGAGGUGGAAGGUGAAGGCGCUGAGAGCAUAA